CUUCUGAAACCACGGGAUUGUAAUGAACUUUUGAUUCCGGUCCGGACAAACUUUAUAAUUUGUAUACCACCCCAUAGAGGUUUUCAGGACAAGUACAAUUGGUGCUAGUAUAAGAAAACAAGUCGGAAACUGGAACAAAAUUAAGCAAUAAAGAAAGGUAUGGUUUUGGAUACUGAGAAAUUGCUAGAAUAACUGGAUUAUCAAACAGAUUGGACUUUUACAGGAUGAAUUUUCUAUACUACACUAGACUUCAAUCAAAGAGAAAAGGACAAUUUUGAUAAAACAUUGAAUUCUUUAGUGAAGUUAUUUUUCAGAUAUAUUUCAAAAAGGAAUGAAAAGUAAACAAAAUAAUGGAAUAAUUGGAAUAGUACACCACAUAUUGAAAUAUAGAGAUUGUUAUGCUACGUGAUAUUUAAUAGGAUGACAUCAAUUGAAUCAUACAACACAAUUAGCCGUAUCUAUAACCAAACUUAGCAUCGAUAUGCAACAAACUUCCUGAUCACUGACACCAUGGCAACCAUCAAAGAGACAACUCAUUGUGAAACAAAGGACAAGCACAGCAUAAAAUAUACUUCUAAAGUUGAACCAGUGCUAAAAGACAAUUCUAAACUUCAUCCUGAGAAAGAUAUAUUUCCAUAUAGUACACUGGAUACACAGAAAAUGAAAAGAAGUUCUACAACUAAGAAAGGAUCCCAAGACGAUUCUAAACCACUGCAAUUGAAUCUAAAGGUCAAAACACCAAAGGACAAAAUGGUAAAGAAUAGAAGCACAUUGAAAGAUAAAGAUAAAAUCGAAACUCCAAUGAAUGACUUUAAUCACAAUAAUGUUACUACAAACAGGAAUGAUGUUAUCGUACAAUAUGAUGAUGAAGACCCUAAAUAUAAUGGCACUACUAUAGAGAGUAAAACAGGCAAGAAGAUACACACGCAACGAAGCAAAGAAGUUGCUAAACUAGACUUAGAAAGAGAGAAAAAUAGUGCAAUGGAAAUGACAAGUGAUGAAAAUGAUGAAUUAUCAAAAGUUGUUUGGACAGACACAUCUCCGAAACUGACACGACAAACUCUAGAAUCUCUGAACGGGGAGACUCUUUCAAAUGCUGUUGAUAGCAAUUCAAAAUAUGUUGACCUUUGGUUGGAUAUUAUGCGUGAAUAUGUCUGCUUAUGGAAAGAUAUUGAGGAUCGUGACACAACUGAUGUUUCUGAACAUGAAACUCCUAAACCUAUUAUGAGUCCAAAUGGAGAGAAAACAGAGCAAUGCAAUGGUGCUUAUAGCAUUCAAACCAGUGCACCCCAACCAGUGAAAAACAUACGUACCACUGCAUCAAUAAACGAUCCAGCUGAAAAUGAACCUGAAGAAGAAGGAAUCAAAUACACUGAUCUUGGUGAGAUUUCAAAUGAAACUCCUGAGUGCUAUGAUAACUGGGACAUUAAUGACUUUACUCUUGUGGCUGAUGAUUCUGAUGAUGGUAUAACUGAUAACCCUGUGAAAACAGAACAGCAAGAUCAUUCACAAACUGAACCAAACUAUCAGAAGGAAAUUCCAUUCAUUGUAGCUCCUCAAACUAAUGAACGCACAAAACUGUUAACUAAAGACAUCAAUGGUGUUUAUCACCCACAAAAAACUCUGCACGAAAAAUUACACAAAUCGUAUGUCGCAAAAACAUGUGUAGACAGAGCAAAAAAAUUACACAGAGAAAACAUGAAACAACAACAAGUGGGAGGAACCAAUGAUGCUCAGUAUUCUGAGCUAUCACACAGUCCGCAAUCUGAUAUCGAUAGUGUUUAUGCCUGGACCUUAAAUGGAACAGAAUUUGCUUCCGAUAAUGAGGAUGCCCAGUUACAAAAUCCAAGGAGGAAAAUACCAACUAUAAAUGAAGAAGACUUGAUAUACGAAAGUGCAAUCAACAAUUGUCAUACUCCGUCACAACAAAACACCUCAACAAAACAGUUGACAAAGAAACCUGGGAAAAAACUGGCGUUCAUGAGCCAGAAUCGGGUAUUAAAGAAUCCACCAGUCAAUCUCAAGAGAAAUAAAACAACCUCAAAGGUACGUUCAUAUUCCGAUCCGUCCCAAGUUAACUCGCAAGAAUGUCCGUCCAUUCAUGAUCAACGAGCUCAUGUGAGGUCACAAAGUGCAAAGAUCCAAAAGCAACAUACAAAUGAUUGCCACAGCAACAAGCCAGAAAGCUCCACUAGGUGGCAGCACAAAAGUUCAAACAGCUCCAAACAUUAUAUAUCCGAAAGUGAGGCUACAGUUUACGAAUUUGAUAAAGUAAUUCAAAGAAGAAGAAAGCGCGAAGAAAAACAUUUUACCAAUCCCCUGAAAAACCCUGUCCUUUUAAAUGGUGGAGGUAAAUAUUAUAUCAUGGUUCCUCGACCAAUAGAAUCACUUGAUUUUGAUUCUGAGGAUUCAGAAUCGGUACAUUCCUAUGAUAGUCAAUGUGAGGCAUGUAACAAUGGCAACCAGGAAACAUUUUCAGACACUGAGUCAAUCGAGUCUUUUGAUAGCCAAUGUGAGGCUUGUAUUGAGAAUCACAACUCAAGCCUUGCAUCUAAGUCAAAUACUGAGCAACGAUUCUUGCCAAACUGGCCAAAUCACAAACAUAAUGAUCCCGAGGAGCAUAAAUUUAUCAGCUCUCCAAAGUCAAUGACAUCACCAAGAUCACUGAGUUCAACACCAAGGUCAGGAACCUCAUCGCAAAUGUCAAUGACCUCAACACCAAGGUCAAGGAUGUCAAUGCCAAGGUCAUAUCAUCAAGAGGGUAACCAAGCCUAUGUGUCAUCUAAAAUAGGUAACUCUUAUCAACAGUCUAGAUUAAACCCAGCAUCUCUAUCAUACUCAUCAUACCCUUGUAGUCGUACUUCCGUAUCAGCUUCCCAGCAAAGUGAAAUUGAGUCCGAUUACGGGACAGAAUCUGAACAUACAGCUGCAUAUGCUAUAGGGCCGAUCCACUCAAUCCGAAGUGCACACGUGGACUUCCAUAAUG
Owenia fusiformis is the source of this 2986-nucleotide messenger RNA. The record is from the annotation of a GenBank genome assembly. Lineage: Eukaryota; Metazoa; Annelida; Polychaeta; Sabellida; Oweniidae.